Molecule: messenger RNA, 4213 nt
Organism: Pseudomyrmex gracilis
Lineage: Eukaryota; Metazoa; Arthropoda; Insecta; Hymenoptera; Formicidae
Product: inversin-A
Exons: 12
Coding region: 1-3813 (1270 amino acids)
Molecular function (GO): protein binding
Source: RefSeq, a predicted model, not a curated record
AUGGACACUAAGACUCCGCCGAUCCCGCUGAAGCCGUCGGAGAAGCCGCAGCUGAAGAAAGCGGAGCGUGUGGUCGACGUGUCCUUGCCCCCGCUGACACCGCAUCAUCCGACUCAUCGUUCCAAAACCAAAUCGCACGGCACGUCGUGGUCGCAGGAGCCACCUUGCGCUCUACAGCAUCAGGAUCACCGCAAGAAGAGGCCCUACAGGUACGAAAGUCUCAUUUCGGUUUCGUUACAUUUCAGAGUGCUGCACAUCGGCGCUACGCCCUUGAUGCACGCCUGCCAGCAGGGCGACAGAGCGAGAGUGUUGAGAUUGCUGAAGGAACAGGAGCAAACGAUCACCUAUAGAGAUCGCACGUUGAGAAACGCUCUCCAUUAUUGCAUGGACGCGGGAACCGGCGGUGCCGUUGCCGCCGCGGCACCGGAACUGGUAAACGCUCCCGAUGCCGAGGGACACACGCCGCUUCAUCUGGCUGUCAUCGCCGGAGAUACCCAACUGGUCGCGGUGUUGUUGGCGAACGGUGCCGACGUUAACGCUAAGGAUCUCGAAGGACACAGCGUUCUUCACUGGGCCACCGUCUGCGGCGAAACGGAAUGCGUUCGAUUGGUUCUGGCGGCUGGCGCGCGACCCUCCACCCCCGAUUUACGCGGCGGAUCUCCGCUUCAUUAUGCCGCUCAAUGUUGCGGGGCGGCCGCCACGGCUGAACUCGCCGUUCCGAAAAAAGUCGGUCUGACAAUUUUGCAAACGCUUCUCGAAUACGGCGCGGACGUAAACGCGAAAGACGAGGACGGACGACAACCGAUCUUGUGGGCGGCGAGCGCGGGUAGCGUGGAGGCCGUGUUGGCUCUGGCGAGAGCCGGAGGUUCGGCGGCCGCGGGCACUUCGGACAAAGACGGAUUGACGGCGCUUCAUUGCGCGGCUUCGAGGGGACACGCGCGAUGCGUGGAAGCGUUGGUCAAUCUUUGCGGAUCUCAUCCCGAUCACGUGGAUGACAACGGUCAGUUGGAGACGCUGAAGAUUCUGAGUCAGCACGGCGCUUCGCUUCACGCCCGAACCGUGCGGGGCACGGGGAUAGGACACGAGGCAGUUGCGUCCGGUAGAAUCGAACUGAUAAGAUGGCUGGCGAAGCGAAGACCGAGCACGUUGGACGUCGCCACGCACGACGGCAAAACGCCUCUCCACGUCGCGGCCCUGCACGGUUACCUGGACGCGUGCAAGGUCCUCUUGGAUCACGGCGCGAAGAUCAAUGCCGUUCUUCGAACUAGCAAGGGCACCUCGAUGACCCCGUUGGACGCGGCUCUUUACAAGGGACACAGGGACUGCGCGAAGCUGAUUCAGAUGCACGGCGGUACCACGGCGCAGCAACUGAAAGCGCACAAAACCACACCGAGCAAAGGUCGGGUGAUCGUAGUGAAAAAAUCGUUGGAGAAAAAAUGCGAAAAGGUGGUAUCCGGGAGAAGAUCGAAGACUCCCAGAGAGUGUACGAAGGAGACGAAGGUAACUAAACUGCACACGCGCAGUUCUACGAAAACAUCCAAAUCCGGCAAGUCGAAGGCGCCCGACGACGAUACGAGCGCGGCGGAUCGGGAGGACAGGUCGCCGAGCAAGGAGGAAGAUGAACCUUCGAAAACGCUCGCCGAAGAAGCCAGAGAUGACGAAGAGAGAGUGAGAUCUCGCUAUCAGAGAGACGUGACAGAUAGUACAAGUCAGGAAACUGUGGAACGAGUGGUCGUUACGGCGAUGGUUCACAAAAAUCAAGCACCCGAUACUCCGAAGUCAACAUUGGAAGCAGCGAGGGAGACGAAAUUGGACGGCGACUUGAAGGAGAAGGACGGAACUUCCAGAGAUGCUUCUGACGAAAACGAAAUAUUGUCGCGCAAAACAGAUGUGGCAGACGUUGUUGAAGAAAGACCGCCGCAGACAGCGCAAGAAAGUUCGAAAAGCGGUGACGAAAUUCGGGAUGAGGAUGAGAAACCCGAGACAACGAUAUCCUCCGGCACGGAAGACGCGCGAAAAGCAGAGACAACAGAUGACAAACUACAAGGUAGGUUAGAGACAUUGGAGAACGUAACAUCGAGCGAUAAAAUACCUUCGCGUGAAACGCACGAAGCAGCUGAAGAUGAGAAACACGAUAAGUCUGAAGAUCUGGUCGAUAAUAAAGAGAGUGCUUCUGAUCGAAAAUCUGCGGAAGAAAAGGAUUUUACGACCGAGAACGGGAAACUGCUCGCUUCUCAAGAAUCUGAAUUAGAAAUUGCAGAAACUGACGCGAGGAAAAAAAGUUUGUCGGACGACGAACAGUCGAAAACGGUGUUUUUGAGACAAGAUGAUGUACAUAAAAAUGUUCCAGAAAGUAAUGUCGAAGAUGCGCGAGUAUCCUCUGAGGAGAAGAGCGAGACAGAACAGGUGUCCGUGAAAACGGUCGUUGAACGAAGUCCCGAAUCAGCGGAUGAGGCAAAAGAAAACGGAGAUAUCGAACUCUCCGGAAAGACUCAAGAGGAAAAAAAACAGAAAGCGGAAACAUCAAAAUCGAUUACCGAACGACCAAUUGACGAUAAAGAUUUGGACGAGUCGGUCGCGAACGCGGAGGGAACUUUUAGUCCGGAAAGAACGGACUCGCCCCACAAAAAAUCAGACUACAGUUCUUCGAGUUCUCCGAAACCCUCGAGAUCGAUGAAAACAAGACACUCGAGACCGUCCACGGGAAGAAAUGCGAGACGGAGAUCCUCGUCGAAAGUGUCGACGAUGAAACAUUUGUUGUUCGAACGAUCUGAUGAACAUUUGCCGCAUCAGAGAGCGAUAGUCGCGGUGAUAGACAGCCCGGAAUGGGACGAGGACGAAGCGGUCGAGAAGGAAAUCAGGGAAGCACUCGGGGAGGACGUGGAGCAGGACACGGAGCACGAAGAGGACAAUGAGAUCGGCGUUAUGCGAGUUUUGCCUAGUACGAGCGAGGAAGAAACUCCUAGCACAGUCUUGGGCGUAUCUAGAACUUCCAGAACCGAUUUUUUACCUCAGGUGCAACCGACAACCGGCCACCGCUUAGUGACGAUCAAUCCCGAAGAAAAUCGUCGAUUAUGGAGAAAACAGCGUCGCGACAGCGGCGGCAGAGAUAGUGGAAUAGAACCGAGUCCCCGUGUGUCGCGAAUCCCAAAGAGACGGAAUAUCAGAUGUUGUCCGAACACGGCGAAGCAACAGGCCCUCAACAUGGAGACCAUCACUCGAGAUGUUCAAAUCAGCCUGCGUCGCUAUCACCUCGAGAGAAAAAUCUUCUUUCAGCUGAUGGAGCUGAAGAGAUUGCAGAUUCGUCACGGAAGAGCGAACGAACAUGUUUUGGUAAAACGACAGGUGGAAGCCUUUCACAGAUCGGGCAUGUCCGGACCAACUCUCGGCGUUGCGAAAUACGAUCGGCCGUUAACGUUCAGGCAAUUCGAAGCGUUCCUGUACGAACAAUUGAGAAAACUGCAGGGAAGGCCGACUACGCCAGAUUUUUGCACCGAAGCCAAGCAAUGCACGCAAAAAACUCAUCGGUGUCAUCACGCCACCAGCGCGUACACCUCUAUCCCGGUGUACACCUAUCUAGGUGGAGGCGGCCCAGAUCGAACGGAUCAUCUUCCGAAAAUAGAGAGUCGCGGCAAAGGACAGAUGACGGUGGAGGUGACCCACGGAGAGGAAAAGCAGGUGAUCGCUCUUCCGACUGAAAAGUUGGAUCGCACAAAAAGAUACUUCGUUACGUUUACCGUGCGAGGUGAAACCCAAGACGCCGAAAAGUCCAAAUCGUCCUGUAAUGUAAGAAGAAACGCACAGAGCGUAUAAAUGUCUCUCGCGAUAAUUUCUCGUGAUGUCAACAUAAAUCUUUUUUAUCACAAAAUAACAUGUUAAACAAAUGAUUGUAAAUGUUCGUGUGUAGAAAGAAUGUCUUCAGAUAACAACAACGCAACAACUUUAUUCGUUUUUUAUUCUGUAUAAAGUGUGUAGAAAAACAAUAAUCGGCGUAUUGCUUAAAAUAAUUAAUUCGGACAACGGUUUUCUACUUUAUACAAUAUUGUUCUAUUGUAAAAAAAAAAAAGUUAAAUUUAUACACCUUUAUUCUCGAAUCUCCAGAAUUCUUCCUAUACAUAAUAUAACUUUGCUUCUCGCACAAAAAAAAUAUUCUAAAUAUACGAAACUGCCAGAACUAAAAAAAAACGUUUCUUAAAAUCUAUCAAAAAUCCAA